Messenger RNA from Sodiomyces alkalinus F11, 831 nucleotides. RefSeq lists its product as hypothetical. Lineage: Eukaryota; Fungi; Ascomycota; Sordariomycetes; Glomerellales; Plectosphaerellaceae. The annotation marks the transcript as partial. The record is from RefSeq and is a predicted model, not a curated record. The transcript has a single exon.
CUCGCGGCGGGCCACAUGGCCAUGUCUGACCCUCCCCCAAUCAGACACCGAAACAACCCAAACAUCAGCCCAGACGAGAUCGACUUCCAGUACGCCGACCCCAUGUCCUCCAGCGGCUCCAACUUCCCCUGCAAAGGCCACCUCAACGCCCUCUCCAGCCCAGCAGGCAACCCCGUCGCAGUCUGGAACGCGGGGGGACAAUACUCCCUCACCAUCACGGGCGGCGCCCCCCACAGCGGCGGUUCCUGCCAAGCAUCCCUCUCCUACGACGGCGGGCGGACAUUCAAGGCCAUCCACAGCUGGAUAGGCGGCUGUCCCGGCCUGGAAGGCGACAGCAACUGGUCCUUCACCGUCCCGCACGACGCGCCGUCGGCCGACAACGUCGUCUUUGCCUGGACGUGGUUCAACAAAGUCGGGAACAGAGAGAUGUACAUGAACUGUGCUGUGGUGAGCAUUGCUGGCGGCCUCGGUACACGGGGUGGAGGACAAGGACUCCUCCCUUCCCGACCGGACAUGUUCGUUGCGAACGUCGGUAACGGGUGUACUACCGUCGACUCGCGAGAUGUCAUGUUUCCGAAUCCCGGACCGGAUGCGAACAUUGCGAGUCCUGAUGCCGUACCUCCUAUCGGUCUUGGCUGCGAUGUAGGACUCGGAGCCGGGCAUGAUUCGAGUCACGGGAAUCACGAGCUCGAGUGGGAUGAGGAGAGUCAUGAGAACCAGCAGGUUCCGGGGGGCAACGAAUAUCAAGACAGGCACAAAGAAGAGACUGGCAAUGAUGGCGUGGCAUGGAAAGGUGGGUAUGCGCCUGGAAAUGACUGGCCUGUUUGGUAU